Zea mays is the source of this 1469-nucleotide messenger RNA. RefSeq names its product 3-ketoacyl-CoA synthase 12-like. Lineage: Eukaryota; Viridiplantae; Streptophyta; Magnoliopsida; Poales; Poaceae. The transcript has a single exon. Gene Ontology annotation, cellular component: membrane. Bases 639 to 1082 code for a protein of 147 amino acids. Gene Ontology annotation, biological process: fatty acid biosynthetic process. The record is from RefSeq and is a predicted model, not a curated record. Gene Ontology annotation, molecular function: acyltransferase activity, transferring groups other than amino-acyl groups.
GGUUGCGUAAGAUAGGUUCUAUGUCGAAAACUAAUCCUGACGUGAUUCAUUAUCGGUGUAAAGUUGCGGAUGAUUGCAUGUCAAGUGAGAUGUGUCCGCUGAUGUGUUUGGGUUGUACCUGUGAUUCGAGAAUUUUGCAACCAUGGCACUCCCUUCGGCGGGCUUCAGAUUAUUGGCACCGCGAUCGUCGCAAUUGAAUCUGUGGCAUUAUAAUCUCGCCCGUUUUGAAAAAUGGCAUCGCGCUGCAUUGAUGGUCAUUAGCAUUUUUCGUGUGCCCGUCGUACCCUCGCUUUGUUACUUCCCUGGCCGCCGCCGUCGUGCACCGCGAGGACGCUGACGGCCGCCUCGGCGUCAGCCUCAGCAAGGCGCUGCCCAAGGCCGCCGUGCGCGCCUUCACCGAGAACCUGCAGCGCCUGGCGCCACGGAUCCUGCCCGCCCGCGAGCUCGCGCGCUUCGCGUCCCGCCUCCUUCUCCGCAAGCUCCUGCCAGGCCCCCCGCGCAACAAGCACGCCGGCUGCCCCAAGAUCGACUUCAAGGCCGGCGUGGACCACUUCUGCCUCCACCCCGGCGGGACGGUGGUGAUCGAGGCGGUGAGGAAGAGCCUGAGGCUCACCGCCCACGACGUGGAGCCGGCCGGGAUGACGCUUCACCGGUGGGGGAACACGUCCGCGAGCAGCCUUUGGUACGUGCUCUCCUACAUGGAGGCGAAGUGGAGGCUCAAGCGCGGGGACAGGGUGCUCAUGGUCACCUUCGGCUCCAGCUUCAAGUGCAACAGCUGCUACUGGGAGGUGACCAGGGACCUCGCCGACGCCGGCGCAUGGGAGGACUGCAUCGACCAGUACCCGCCGGAGACGCUCGUCAACCCCUACAUGGACAAGAGAGAUGAGGAAGACGACGGCCAGGGAAGGGAGAAUGGAAGACGCUCGAAGACGGCGGCCAGGGAAGUAACGGAGCGAACGGAGCGAGGGCACGACGGGCACACGAAAAAUGCUAAUGACCAUCAAUGCAGCACGAUGCCAUUUUUUAAAACGGCCGAGAUUAUAAUGCCACGGAUUCAAUUGCGACGAUCGUGGUGCCAAUAAUCUGAAGCCCGCCGAAGGGAGUGCCAUGGUUGCAAAAUUCUCCUGUGAUUCAUAUGCUUCUACUUGGCUGAAGUUUCAAUGGAGGCCAACAAUUCUGAAUAGUGUGGAGUGUAGGCACUUCAACCGAGUUUCGGUGAGAGAUGAGAUUGGAAUAAGCAUUAGGGUGAUGAUGCCGCUGCGUUAGGAAUUUAGGAGAGCACAUGCCUUCAUGCUGAUGGGCAGAUUGAUUCCAGCAUUCUUUUGUUAGGGUAGCAUUUGCCUUCAUGCCGAUGGGCAGAUUGAUUCCAGUAUUUUUUAUGGAUGAGCCUGCCUUCAUAUGUGCAAUAUCCAAAUGUAGACAUUGGCCAGGAGGGAGUUUGUUUCGGUUAUAUCAGGCUUUUUAUGCAA